GAGAUGAGAUAUCACCCUGGAGAGCACCCGUCCAUGAACGCAUAAAGCGCCAAGGCGCCGCAAAGACCCUCUGUUCUGAAGCUUUAUCGGAACAUCAGAAUUUAUCUGAACCUCACUGGAUUGAUCGGAAAAUCUUAAUCAAUGGAGUGGCAUUCAAACGGUUUGGUCAUUUCAUCUCUCCAGGAGGGCUAGGGGGUAAGACAGAGCGCGUGUGAGAGACAGGAGCGAAAGGGAGAGACAGGGGGUGAGGGUGGGGAGGGUGGGACAGGGAAACAUAUCGUUUCAGCAAUGGAGCUCACCAUGGAGAGCCUGCACAGCAUCUCCUCGCACUCCCAGGCGGGAGACCUCAUGAGCUCUCCGCACGCGCGGCCGUCCCCUUCUCCUAGCUCGACUCCCCGGAAUCUGGUCUCGCACGCUCCCGGCGCGCGGUCAGCCAUGGUUUCCGGCAUGGCCUCGCUCCUGGAGGGCUCCGGCGGAGACUACCGGACGGACCCGUCUGCACUGUCCGGACACCUGCACCCUUCCAUCAGCAUGUGCGAGAACGGGAUGAGCCUAAGCAACACGUACACCACUCUGACCCCUCUACAGCAUCUACCUCCCAUAUCCACCGUCUCAGAUAAGUUUCACCACCCGCACUCGCACCACCACGCUGCCGCCCAUCAGCGCCUUUCUGCUGGGAACGUCAGCGGCAGCUUUACGCUGAUGAGGGAUGACCAUCGGGGACUCGCCUCCAUGGGCAACCUGUACAGCCACUAUCCCAAGGAGAUGUCCGUGUCCGGGAUGGGUCACGGCUCGCUCUCGCCGCUGUCCAGCGGGCUGGGUUCUUUGCACAACUCCCAGCAGCCGCUCUCAGCCUACGGCCCGAGCGCGCACCUCUCCACCGACGCUAAGAUGCUCUCUCCAGUGUCCGGGUUUGAGUCCCACGCCUCCAUGCUGUCCCGAAGUGACCAAGAGCACCUGGCCAGGAGUUUAGGGGGGCAUGGCCACGGUAUGAUCUCCAACCUUAACGGAAUGCACCAUCACCCGCACAGUCACCUCCACUCGCAGGCGAACGGCGCGGUGAUGCUGGGGGACCGGGAGAGGCAUGGCCACGGAGCCGGACAGGGAGGAACAGGGUCAGGCAUCCAGGCGGAGGAAAUCAACACAAAGGAGGUGGCUCAGCGGAUAACGGCCGAGUUAAAGCGCUACUCCAUCCCUCAGGCCAUAUUCGCCCAAAGGAUCUUGAGUCGGUCCCAGGGAACCCUCUCAGACCUGCUCCGCAACCCCAAACCCUGGAGUAAACUCAAGUCAGGCCGCGAGACCUUCAGGAGGAUGUGGAAGUGGCUGCAGGAGCCCGAGUUUCAGCGGAUGUCUGCUCUGCGGCUGGCCGCAUGUAAACGGAAGGAGGAGGACAGAGGACGAGAGCGUAACCAGGUGCCAAAGAAGCAGCGACUGGUCUUCACCGACCUGCAGCGUCGUACCUUGGUAGCCAUCUUCAGAGAGAACCGCAGGCCCUCCAAGGAGAUGCAGGUCACCAUCUCGCAGCAGCUGGGCCUGGAGCUGUCUACUGUCUCCAACUUCUUCAUGAACUCACGCCGUCGCUGUACAGACCGCUGGGACACAGAGGAGCAUGGUCAUGGGCUGCACAUCCAUGGGCACACUAACCACGGAAACAGCAGCAACAACAACCCCUCGCAGAUUCAUCCUGGUACCUCCUCUGCUACCACUUUCUCUAAGGCCUGACGGAGACAGGGCGAACUGUUGAACACAUGAGGAUGGAGGGGUGGGGGUGUUUGUCACUAAAGCAGGAGGCUCUAAUUCCAGUCCUGCAGAGCUACAGGUGUAGCUUCAAACCACUCAUCUGAUUCAUCUGCUCAAAGUGCUGAUCACUUGUGCAGAUUAAUCAGAGCCUCUCAAUGCUGCAUGUGUGUUCUUUUGAGGUAAAAUGUAUUUCUAAAUGUGACUCUUUAAACCAAAGAUCCAGUAGCUUUUAAGAGAGUCACACUCAUACAAUCACAUGUGGCUCUUUUUUAAAAUCCACCUGACAACCAAAGAACCCCCUAAUCACACGGUGGGUCUGUGUUAAAGUCUCGUGAAGGGAGGAUUUAGCUUUAAGACGCUAACACACCAAAGAAUAAAUAACAAAUCACUUUAAGACAGGAAACUCUGAGCUGCCACGCGUCAGUCAUCCCCAAUCAACCAGAAAUCAGACAGCAGUUGCAUUUACUAGGCUGUGAUCAAACACUCUUCAUUUCAGUAACGCUGAUUGAGAGCUACGUUUGUGUGUCAAGUGUCUGUUGACCCGCUAACCACAUACCACAUUGCGGCUCCGCAUCACUGCACGUGUGUGUCAUGCGUGUGCAUGUGCGUAAUGUUCACAUGCUGUGUGUGAGCUGUAAUUCCUCUGCAGUGAUCCGGAUUUCUCCCUUUGAGAGUUACAACGCCACCUGCUGUACAUUUAAAGCAAAUCUGAUCAUGAUGUAGAGAAGAUUUCUAUCAGGACUUGCACAUUAAUACUUUGUUUGAGCGUCAGUGUAGCUCUUCAAACACAGACCUAACAGACAAAAUGAUAAAACACAACAAACUCUUUGAUACAUAUUUGAAUGUUUGUUUCUCGUGUAAGGCAACAUGGCCGUAGAUUGUGUAGAGAGGUUAUUUUCAGGUUACAAAUGGAGAACAAUCAAACAGGGAUGACACUCCCAACAUUUAAAAAAAGGUGGAGGGAGUGUGGGAGGAGGGUCUGCUCUGUUCUAGUGGCCAAACUUUGAGGUCAAAUGUCACAAUAUAGGAUCCUGAGUGCCAAUGAUGUUUGCCUCUUUAUGAUAAUCAGAGAACAGGUGCGACCCGCUCAGUCACCAUGCACCCCCCCGCCACGUCUGACCUGUGUCGUUACAACUGCGGGAACGUCGCCUAUUCCAUACCUCAGAAACACAUUGAUGUGAUCGACAUGAAACACAAUGAAAAUGACUGUAAAUAAUCUUUAAUUUCUUCUCUGUCUUAUGUAUUCUCUAUUUAUCUAUCUCUUGCUACUCCCCCUGUUGUGUCCUUCUUCUUUUUUCCCUCCUUAACUAUUGAUGCGGGUAAUUAUAGUACCAUAGACACACGGUUUCUCUCACGUGACUAUUGUGCUAUGUUGUGCUGAAACUAUAUGUAAAGAAGCACCUUGUGGACAAAAUGUACGGACUUGAAGAAGAAAAAAAAUCAACAUGUCAUUGACUGAUCCUAUGCACAGACAGGAAGGGACGUGACAUACUGUGCAUAUUUGUGAAUAUGUGUGUGACCUCUGAACUUUAAACUCUUUGAACUUGGCUGUCACUGCAUACCUCUGCUGAUGGUGACUUUUUUUGGAUACCAUGAGAGCCGCCUCAUUUUGUUUGUGUAUUUAAGAAAUUGGAUUUAUUAUGUGUGGGCAAAGCCACUUGUUGUGUAGCAUCUUCUAGCGGGAGAUAAUCAUAUUAGAGAGGAGACGCAGACAGGAAGGUGCAGCAGGGGAGGCGUGAGCUUCUGAGGCCCAUCAUGAGACUGGA
This is a messenger RNA of Labrus mixtus (cuckoo wrasse), 3506 nucleotides long. RefSeq names its product one cut homeobox 3b (gene onecut3b). Gene Ontology annotation, molecular function: DNA-binding transcription factor activity, RNA polymerase II-specific; RNA polymerase II cis-regulatory region sequence-specific DNA binding. The transcript has 2 exons. The record is from RefSeq and is a predicted model, not a curated record. Gene Ontology annotation, biological process: regulation of transcription by RNA polymerase II. Gene Ontology annotation, cellular component: nucleus. Bases 289 to 1722 code for a protein of 477 amino acids. NCBI's taxonomy places the organism in Eukaryota, Metazoa, Chordata, Actinopteri, Labriformes, Labridae.